UAUAUAACAUCCAUAUAUCAUUGUAGUAUCACGAGCAUUAUUACAAAAACCAAAAAGGUAUAGAAAAAUUCAGAGACAGAGAGAGAAGAGAAGCUACUUUGUAAAGAUAAGAUGAGAUACACUUCAUCUCUUAGAAGUCCAAAGAAAGAAGAACAUGAAGUACCAGAAGCUACCACUCAAAUACCAUCAAACUUCAACAAAUCUUACACUAAUGAAGAUUUCUAUCUUUUCGACGAACUCGAAGAGUACUUGAACAUCGUCGAAGAAGAAGAAGAAGAAGAAGAAAAGGUAUCAUCACCACAAAACACUUGUAAUAGUAGUAAUGAGCUUCAUUGGGAUAUCAUGGAAUGGGAAGGAUUUUCCUUUGAUGAAGGGAAAGAUGAGAACAUAAGCAAAUGCAAUUAUGAGGAGAAGAAAAUAAUAAAGAGAGAAAAUUACAAUGAUGGUUUUUGGGAAGUGGAUGAUGAAAAGAGUUUGGCUUUGAAUUUGAAUUUGAACUAUCAAGAGGUUUUGGAUGCAUGGUCUAACCGUGGCUCUCUUUGGGCCAAUGAUUGUUCUCUUUCAUUUUCCUCCUCCAAUAAUGGCUCCUAUAUGGGAGAAGUGCCAAUAUUAGAAGAAGAGAGAGCAAGAAGAGAAGCAAGUGUUCUUAGGUACAAAGAAAAACGUCAAAACAGAUUGUUCUCAAAGAAGAUAAGAUACCAAGUUCGAAAAUUAAACGCUGAUAAAAGACCAAGAAUCAAGGUCACACUUUUUGAAUAUUAUUAUUAUUAUUAUUAUUUUGUUUCUUUUUUAUUCUAUUGGGUUUUUGUAACAUUUUGUUUUGUAAUGAAAACAUCUUUUUUGUGAUAUUUUUGAUGUAGGGUCGCUUUGUGAAGAGACAUUGAGGUCAGUCAAGAGAAAUAUCUCAAUCCUAAAAUAUCUUCAAAAAUAUCUAAGGCCCCUCCUCUACUUGUAUUUUUUUCUUCUUAAUUUUAAUUAUAAUAUUCUUGUAUUUAUCCAUUCAAUUUGUCCUUCUCUCCCUAAAGAAUUGGAAGAGAAUGAAUUCAUCUGACGACAUAUAUAUCAACUCCUUCUUUAAAAAAUAAUAAUAUAUCAACUCCUAAUAUUUA
Molecule: messenger RNA, 1109 nt
Organism: Medicago truncatula (barrel medic)
Lineage: Eukaryota; Viridiplantae; Streptophyta; Magnoliopsida; Fabales; Fabaceae
Product: zinc finger protein CONSTANS-LIKE 7
Exons: 2
Coding region: 112-846 (244 amino acids)
Biological process (GO): regulation of DNA-templated transcription
Cellular component (GO): nucleus
Molecular function (GO): protein binding
Source: RefSeq, a predicted model, not a curated record